CGCCUGCCUGGUCCUUGUCGCGCCGCGGCUCCCCUUCCGAGCUACCACAGUUGGGGCGAAACCGAAAUUCGCAGGCUAGGGUUUGCUCUGCGUCGUGCCCACAGUUCGCCACUGACGCAGGGAUGCAGAGGUACGGGCUGCAGCUGCGCAAAAAGCCGGCGGCCUCCUCGUCGUCUCGACCGCCACCUCCGGCGCGCCCCCUGGCGGCCUUCGCCGACGACAGCGAUGACGAUGUGGAGGCCGACAUCCUCCGCCAGUCAUCGAAGAAACGCGCCCUGGAGAAGGUGGAGGAACUGCAGAAGAAGGCGAUGGAGGAGGAUCCCUCGGUGUUUGCUUAUGAUGAGGUGUACGAUGAUAUGAAGGAGAAGGCCGCUCGGCCCAAGAUACAGGCCAAGGUUGUUCGCGAGUCAAAGUACAUUGAAGCACUUAAGGAGAAAGCAGAACAACGUAAAAGAGAACAGGACAUAGUGUAUGAGAGGAAGCUUCAUAAAGAGAGGAGCAAGGAAGACCACCUGUUUGCUGACAAGGACAAGUUUGUAACAUCUGCCUACAGGAAGAAACUUGAAGAGGAGAAAAAAUGGCUAGAGGAAGAAAGACGACGGCAGCUUCAAGAAGAAAGGGAUGAUGUAACUAAAAAGAAAGACUUGAGUGAUUUUUACUUUGGGCUUGCUAAGAAUGUUGCUUUCGGUGCACGGACACAUGAGGGCACAGAAGCUGCAGAACCUGAAAAGUUGGAAAGUAAAGCAGAAGAUAUUCAAGGUAGCAAGUCUGAUGCCGAAGGAUCUAGUCGUUCUCCUAAGCGCAGGAGGGAAUCCAGUGGAGGAUCUGAGAAGGCUCAUGAAAGUGGAAGUGUGGCAGAAACUGCAACUACUGAGAAAGAUUCUACAUCUGCUAGAUCUACUGAGAAAGAGGCAUAUGUUUCCUCAUCUGCUUCACAGGCUCUCCAGAAUACUCAACCAGCACCAAUCACCGAUGAGCACUACAAGAGGAGUAAUGAUGCACUUGCCGCGGCUAGAGAACGAGCACUGGCUCGUAAGAGAGCAAAGGAGCAGCAAACAUGAAGUAAGAUGCAGAUAUAAUCUCAACAUGCAAAAGAUCAGGGCCGCGUAAUACACUUGACAUUUGUUUUUGACUUGCAGCAUUUUCAGUUGUUGAUGCAUGUAUCUCCCUGGCAUAAAUAUAUUCAGCUUCUGUGGUCAAAAUAUCUGUACAUCGACAUCUGACAAGCAAGCACACUCAGACAUCAGAAUGACCAUUCUGCUAUGCAUGAUCAGGAGAUGAGAGGUUAAUGUGAGCCAAUUAUAUUUACUGAAUAUUUGCGCUGCCAAAAAAGAGAAAAACCUUGGCACAGUCAGGCUGAUGGCAAUCUGUGCCCUUUCGUGUGUUCCAUUGUACUCUGUAACUAUGUAAUGACUCAAGCUGGUAGUUAUUGACUGGUCGGUGUUGAAUCAGAGAUAUUGAGAUGGUGUAUGCCCUUUCCCAAAUAAAAAAGAUGUAUGCAGAUUUUUGGUUUUCCAAGUUUUCA
Molecule: messenger RNA, 1525 nt
Organism: Triticum dicoccoides
Lineage: Eukaryota; Viridiplantae; Streptophyta; Magnoliopsida; Poales; Poaceae
Product: nuclear speckle splicing regulatory protein 1-like
Exons: 4
Coding region: 123-1061 (312 amino acids)
Biological process (GO): regulation of alternative mRNA splicing, via spliceosome
Source: RefSeq, a predicted model, not a curated record